UGGUUUGCGUGUGGUUUGUUUCUCCUAUUCUCCUUCUCCUAAGUUCGCUGAAAAUGGCGGAAGCCACAGGUGCGGCAAGUGUUAAUCCGAAUGCCGAGAUUGUGAGGGGCCAGGUUUUUGAGGUAGGGCCCCGUUACACCAAUUUAGCUUACAUCGGAGAAGGAGCUUAUGGAAUGGUUGUCUCUGCUAUGGAUCAAGUAACUAAAACCAAAGUGGCAAUAAAGAAGAUAUCUCCAUUUGAGCAUCAGACUUAUUGUCAAAGGACUCUCAGGGAAAUCAAAAUACUCACCAGGUUUAAGCAUGAAAAUGUAAGUAAGCAUGAAAAUAUAAUCGAUAUUAGAGAUAUACUUCGUGCGGCUACUAUAGACCAAAUGAAAGAUGUAUACAUUGUACAAUGUUUAAUGGAGACUGACUUGUAUAAACUCCUCAAAACCCAGAGACUGAGUAACGAUCACAUAUGUUACUUCCUUUAUCAAAUUCUCAGAGGAUUGAAAUAUAUACAUUCGGCAAAUGUACUUCAUAGAGAUUUAAAACCGAGUAAUCUACUGCUAAAUACUACCUGCGACCUCAAAAUUUGUGAUUUUGGAUUAGCAAGGGUUGCAGACCCAGAACAUGAUCAUACUGGGUUUUUAACGGAAUACGUAGCUACAAGAUGGUAUAGGGCGCCAGAAAUUAUGUUAAAUUCCAAGGGUUACACCAAAUCGAUUGAUAUCUGGUCAGUAGGGUGUAUUCUAGCUGAGAUGUUAGCGAAUAGGCCGAUAUUUCCCGGUAAACAUUACUUAGAUCAAUUAAAUCAUAUUCUUGGAGUCCUAGGAUCUCCGUCCCAAGAAGAUCUCGAUUGUAUUAUUAAUGAAAAGGCAAGGAGUUAUUUACAAUCUCUACCUUAUAAACCAAAAGUUCCCUGGACGAAAUUAUAUCCUAAUGCUGAUCCAAAAGCUCUCGAUCUCCUAGACAAAAUGUUGACGUUUAACCCUCACAAACGAAUAGUCGUCGAAGAAGCCCUCGCACAUCCAUAUCUCGAACAGUAUUAUGAUCCAGCGGAUGAGCCUGUAGCAGAAACGCCUUUUAGAUUCGAUACCGAAUUGGAUGAUUUGCCAAAAGACCAUCUGAAAAGAUUAAUAUUUGAAGAGACUUUACUUUACAAACAACAACAAUCGGAUCCAAACAAUAGAUCAUAGUUAUUUGAAAUAUGUGUAUAAAAAAGAAUUUCCUAUUUAAUAAUUUUGUUAACUUCCCUAAAAGCGAAGGUGGACAUUUUAAUAAAAAAAAGAUAUUUUAAAAGUAUUGGAACUUUUUAGUAUUUUAUGUUUCAGAAGAUUUGUUGUGGAGGUGGAAGAGCAGUGGAUUAUAUUUUAUUAUAAAAUUUAUUUUAUCAAAACUUUUUAAAAUAUUUUUUUAUUUUUUUUGUUACCAAAAGUCUUUUUAUUUUAAUUACUUACUUUUUACAGAUUAAAUUAAUACAAAUCUUAUGAAACACAAAUUUUAAAUAAAUUCGUUUACCGAAUUAGUUUUAUUUGCUCUUUAGCUGAUAAAAUGUCUCCUGUUUCAAUGUUUAAUAAUUUAAACUACGAUUCCAAAUAAUAAUUGUUUUUAUUUUUAUUCCAAAUUAUUUAUAAAAUUAUAUAUAUAUUGAUUUAUUACUUUUUUAAUAAGUUGUUAUGAAUAUUUUUUUAAAUCUAUAUAAGUACUAGGCUGGAUCUGGAUCUUUUUUAUUUAAAAAAAUUGACUGACAUUAUUGAAAAAGUUAAUAUUAAAUUUAAAUUUUAAAUAGAUCUUCUUGAACCAUUUUAUUUCGCGCAAAAUCCCCUGAUAAAAUAAUGUUUGGAUUUAAUAAAAAUUGGAGCUUAUUAUUUUAGGCUCAAUUAAAAAAAAUAGAUUAUUCAUAUAUAGUAGUUACAAAAUUUUUAGUUUUUCUGGAAUAACUUUCUGAUUCGUUGGAAAAUUCAGGAAACCAAAAAAUUUUUCGCAAUAAAAAAAAAGUUGGACCACAUUCCCGAAGGAAAAUUAAAAUUUUUUUGACAUGAUUUGGAAGAGAAUAUUUUAUAAUAGACAGGCAGAACAUACUUAGGUUCUUUUUAUUAUAAUCUAUAUAUAAUUUUUUUUUCAAUUCAAAAUAAUUUGUCUUUUCGAUUUUUUGUGAUUUGCUCUUAGAUUAUUAAAUCCCAAACAUACGAAUGAUCUUUUUUACUCAGUAAAGUAUAUCAGAAUCCAACGAGAGCAUGAAUGUGUUGAUAUUAAGGAAUAUUGAAAUAGGAAGAUUGGUGCAAAAUUGAUAUCAAGUGUAUAUUGAUUAGUUUUAUUAAUUAUAAGGUUUACAAUUGGCCAAAACCAAGGUGUAUGUGUUUGUGAUAAAACUUUUAUUUAUAAUAAUAUUUGAAUAGUGUUACUUUUACUUUUUAUAGUGUUCACAUUUUAAUUUCCAUUCUGAAUUUUUGCGUUUAACUAGAAACUGCAAUAGAAAUAAAAAUACAAAUGUAAAAAAUAUAUUUUUUAAUUAUUUCCUUCAUUUGUGAACGAUUGUUGACAAUAUUUGGUUCAGUAUUUAAUUUAAUUAUUGUGUAAGACAUAUUUUAAAUAUUAGAACGUUGAUUUGUAAUGUGCCUCAAUAAUGUGUUGCAAGAUUUAUAACACCUUUAUUAUUGUAGACGGAAUAAAUAUAUCUAAUAUCUAUUUUCAUUUAGAAUUUGAUACGGUUUAAUUUUUAUUUACUCAUUUGUUGGGUUUUCUACAAUGGACCCCCCACGUUGGGCGCCAAAAAUUUCACCAUACCAGAGCUGUAGCAACAAAAGCGCUCGCGACUAGCUAACAGACAGAGAAGGGGUGGUUUUGUAAAAAAAUAUUUAUUACCAAGGAUCACGGCUCUGAGUCAUAGAUUCGGUGUAGUGGUACAUUACAUUAAUUUUUGUGGAUCACUAUAACAUUCCAAUAAAUUACAGUAAUAAAUAAAGGUGCUAUUAGUAUUCGCCUUGCACAUUAAUGGACCACCUUGCAUUUUUGGAUCACAUUCUUUGUUGUUAUUUUACUGGGAAACUGUAACUUUUUUUUUAUAAUGCCAUGGACUAUUUAAACUUUUGUCAACA
This is a messenger RNA of Psylliodes chrysocephalus, 3080 nucleotides long. Lineage: Eukaryota; Metazoa; Arthropoda; Insecta; Coleoptera; Chrysomelidae. The record is from the annotation of a GenBank genome assembly.